ACUCUCGUCUCCCUCCCGUGCCCGACGAAAUCCCCACCUCUGCCUCUCCUUCCUCCGAACCCUAACCCCAGCCAUGCCCCCCGGCGCGGCGGCCGCCGCCAAAUCCGAUGACGAGGACGACUACGAGGAGUACAUCCCCGUCUCCAAGCGCAGGGCCAUGGAGGCCGACCGCCUCCGCCACCAGCGCCUCUCCAAGCCCGCCGCCGCCGCCUCCGCGGGCUCCCUACCACCGCCCCCGCCCCCGCCGACGGCCAACCCCGCCGCCGCCCCCGAUGACGCAGCCCCCGCCGACAAGCCCAGCCUCCUCGUCACGUCCACGCAGCUCAAGCGCGCGGCCCCGGAGGUCACCGCCACCGAGCAGAUCAUCCUGCAGGAGAAGGAGAUGAUCGACAACCUCUCCAACAAGAACACGCUCAUGUCCGUGCGGGAGCUCGCCAAGGGCAUCACCUACACCGAGCCGCUCCGCACCGGCUGGAAGCCGCCGCUGCGGCUCCGCCGCAUGCCGCGCACCAAGGCCGACGAGCUCCGCCGCAAGUGGCACAUCCUCGUCGAAGGCGACGAGAUCCCGCCGCCCGCCCGCGACUUCCGUGACCUCCGCUUCCCCGAGCCCGUCCUCCGGAUGCUCCGCGAGAAGGGCAUCGUGCAGCCCACGCCCAUCCAGGUGCAGGGGCUUCCCGUGGUGCUCUCCGGGCGCGACAUGAUCGGCAUCGCCUUCACCGGGUCAGGGAAGACUCUGGUGUUCGUGCUGCCCCUCAUCAUGGUGGCGCUGCAAGAGGAGAUGUUGAUGCCUAUUGUGCCUGGGGAGGGCCCGUUUGGCAUGAUCAUUUGCCCAUCACGGGAGCUGGCCAAGCAGACAUAUGAUGUCAUCGACAUGUUCCUCACUCCACUCAAGCAGGCUGGAUUCCCAGAAAUACGACCAUUGCUUUGCAUUGGGGGUAUAGACAUGAGGACACAACUCGAUGUGGUGAAGAAGGGCGUACAUAUUGUGGUGGCCACACCUGGACGGCUCAAGGAUCUUCUCGCCAAGAAGAAGAUGAACCUUGACAAUUGCAGGUAUUUAACUUUAGAUGAAGCUGAUAGGCUUGUUGAUCUUGGAUUUGAAGAUGACAUUCGGGAGGUUUUUGACCAUUUCAAGGCACAAAGGCAAACCCUUCUUUUUUCUGCCACUAUGCCCAAGAAGAUUCAGAACUUUGCAAAGAGCGCCCUCGUAAAGCCAGUUAUCGUCAAUGUUGGAAGAGCUGGAGCAGCAAAUCUUGAUGUCAUCCAAGAAGUUGAGUAUGUCAAGGAAGAUGCCAGAAUUAUAUAUCUCCUUGAAUGCCUUCAAAAGACUCCACCUCCUGUUCUUAUAUUUUGUGAAAACAAAGCUGAUGUUGACUACAUCCAUGAGUAUCUUCUUCUAAAGGGGGUGGAAGCUGUUGCAAUCCACGGAGGCAAAGAUCAGGAGGAGAGGCAAAACGCGAUUGAGUUCUUCAAGAAUGGAAAGAAGGAUGUUUUGGUGGCUACUGAUGUUGCCUCAAAGGGUCUUGAUUUCCCUGAUAUCCAGCACGUGAUUAACUAUGAUAUGCCUGCCGAAAUAGAGAACUAUGUCCACAGGAUUGGUCGAACUGGUCGAUGCGGGAAAACGGGAAUAGCAACCACGUUCAUCAACAAGAACCAGACAGAGACCACGCUUCUUGACCUCAAGCACCUGCUCAAGGAAGCGAAGCAAAGAAUACCACCAGUGCUUGCUGAGCUCGUUGACCCGCUGGAGGAUGCUGAAGCUAUUGCCAAGGAGAGUGGUGUCAAAGGAUGUGCAUUCUGUGGUGGGCUUGGGCAUCGUCUUGCUGACUGUCCAAAGCUGGAGCACCAGAAGUCCGUGGCGAUUGCCGGCUCCAGAAGAGAUUACUACGGCGGUGGAGGUUACCGUGGAGAAAUAUGAUUACAUCAUCAUAUUAUUAUGACUGUAUGUUUUAUCAAGAGGUAAAAUGCUGCAGCUUCAGCUCAUCCAUGCUUGAGAGAUCAUGCAAUCUGAAGUUCCCUCCUUAGUCCUCGUAUCCUAGAAGACUUGUCAUCACAUUAUGUUUCAAGUGAUGAUGACUUGAUGUAGUAUAUUUCUCUGCAUACGAAGCUGUACUGUUGUAAUAUGUAAUAUCGAGUGGCAGAUUUUUCGGUGAGGAGGGUAUUAUUUCUUGAGCACCAGUAUCAUGUCUAAAUAGUGAUCUAAACGCUCUUAUAUUUCUUUACAGAUGAGUAACAGAGAGUGAGCUGUGAAGCUAUAAUAGUUA
Messenger RNA from Aegilops tauschii subsp. strangulata, 2264 nucleotides. RefSeq names its product DEAD-box ATP-dependent RNA helicase 35A. The record is from RefSeq and is a predicted model, not a curated record. Gene Ontology annotation, biological process: mRNA splicing, via spliceosome. Gene Ontology annotation, molecular function: nucleic acid binding; RNA helicase activity; ATP binding. Lineage: Eukaryota; Viridiplantae; Streptophyta; Magnoliopsida; Poales; Poaceae.